Molecule: messenger RNA, 534 nt
Organism: Rotaria sp. Silwood1
Lineage: Eukaryota; Metazoa; Rotifera; Eurotatoria; Philodinida; Philodinidae
Source: the annotation of a GenBank genome assembly
AUGUCUCGAUCAAUGGAUGAGGAUUUUACAUAUUUUGUAAAAAUUGUUGAUGAAGAUGGUGAUCGAUAUUAUCUUAAAAGUUCAAUUGAUGAAAGAACAAAUACUAUAUUAAUGCAAUUAACUAAUUUAAAAGUUGGAUGGAUAGGAACAUUAAAUCAACAUCAAGUUCGAGCAUUAGCAAAAAAAUUUCCACAUGAAGAACAUGAUACAUUUUAUUCACAUACACAACGUGCUUUUUCCAAAGGAAAUCAUUCUGAAGCUGAUGGAAAAACUUAUGUUUUUACUUGUAAAAAACUAGAAAAAAAUCGACUUGAAUUCGUAUGGAAACAAAUGGUCGAUGAUCUUAAUUCAUUGAAAAUUAUUGGUAAUGCUGAAUUGCAAGAACGACCGAUCGAAGAAGUAUUAGCUAAAAUGAUGGAUCAUUCUAUUGAUGAAAUGGAAACAUUACGAUCAGCAAAUGAACAAAAAAUUUUUGAAAUUCAACGUAUUAAUGGUCAACUGAAUAAAGCUCUUGAAGUAUAUUUAAAAAAAUAA